UUCGGUUUGGAAUUAAUUAAUCGACUUAGUUACAUUUUAGAAAGCAUGCGUCAGGCCUAAAGGGCAUACAUUCAUUUUGUCUAAACGAAGAAGAAUGCAAGUCUCAGUCUGUCAUCAAUUACUAAUGAUUACUCAUCAAUCCGCGUUUUUUGAAAAAGUCCAGAUAGACCUACUCACACAUUAUUGCUUCACCAUUAUUUUCUGGAAAACUUUAAGUUAAAAGCAAUGAAGUAAUUUCAAGUCUUAAAAUCGUUAAUGACUUUUUACUUUUACAAGAAUAACGUUUUUUUGGUGGCAAUUCUACUACUACUUGAGGACAGCUUUCUUAAAGUUAUCCGAACCCCCAGCACCAGUCAUCGCAUCCAGGUCGACCUGUCAAAAGAACUUAAAGUCAGAGUGCACUCCUUGUUGAACGGUCCAUGCACCAAGUACACGGAAGUCAAGAGCACGCGUUACGCAGAAGUGGUCAGAUCACCUGGUCGGGGUAGUGCUGUGGUGCAGCGGCUGGGCUGUGUGUUCCACAGGAUGGAGUACACUGAGUGUACGUGGGAACAAGCCAACCACACCUCACUGCACCGCCUCUACUACUGGUACGUUGACUCUGGGGCCACCCAGGAAUGUCCCGAAUACAUCUUCCAUGACGACGUCCGCAGAGGAUGCAGGUUCACUAGGGGCCAGCUCCCCGUGUCUUCACUUGUCAGCAUCUGCGUCAACAGUUCUUCUCCCACCAGGGCAUCCGAACCGGCGUAUCUAUAUCUCAAAAUCCAUAACCAUGUGAAGCCUGCGGCCACAGAAGAACUCAGCCUCAAAGUUGUGAGCGAUGUGGAGCCCCGGUUGCAGCUUGAGUGGACACAACCAGUUGGGAGGGUACCCGGUCACUGUCUGCAAUGGGAGGUGGAGCAUAGCUCAGAUAGAUCCAACGGCAGCCAACCGAGGACAAAGGGGACCGUAACCACGGAAACAAGCCUGAGGAUGCCGCUCCCAUCUGAUGCAGAGAGGUUUUGCUACAGGAUUCGCUCGAAACUCGCUGACUGCUGUGCCAAACAUGGAAUUUGGAGUGACUGGAGUCACUGGGAAUGUUACUUUCCUGCCAAACGAUGAUUAGUUCAUGCAGGAAUGGCUAUCUUAUACGUUGUUCAUAUAUAACUUAUACUUACUUAUAGCUGGACAUUUUGAAAUGCACACAUGCGGAGGAAAAUCCUUGUGUGUGCAUGUUUUUGUGUGUGUAUGUCUGUGUGUGUGCGUGAGCGUUUAAUUAACCACCUGCGUUGAAACAACGGCGCUGUGGCGCCAUCUAAUGGUUAGAGGCCAACAGGCCUCUCUCUCUCUCUAUUGAGCGCCGAUUGCACACAUUUAAUCCUGGCAAUUUAUCCUACGGUAGCCCAUUUUAUCGUGUACAUUCGUACUGAUCCUGGGCUUAUUAAAUAACUGUUUGUUUCCUUGGACAGAAACAGAUUUAAAUGUUGUUUUAGGAAAGCUUUCUGUCCCAGGGCAUUUGAACCUGCAAACAAAUAUUAUUGAUCCGAAAAGAGAGCGAGACACUUUGAAAUGGAAUCAGAUGUGCCGCUGACGAUAACAAUUGAGACAGAUUAACAAAAAAAAAUGGAAGACUUUUGUACAAUUCAUUAAAACAUUUUUGAUCAAUAAAUAAUCACGCCUCUGAAUACAAACAUUCAUAAUUUGUGUGUUGUGUAAUUUGUAUAUAUGUAGCCUAUAGACCUACAUUUUCUGUGAGAGGUUCAAGUCACCGUGCAUGCAAAUCAACCCUUGUUAUGAUGUUUGCAUGCCAACAAAUACCCCUUCCGAUCAACGAUGCAAUGAAUGUAAAUCCACUGAAAAUA
Molecule: messenger RNA, 1841 nt
Organism: Gadus chalcogrammus (walleye pollock)
Lineage: Eukaryota; Metazoa; Chordata; Actinopteri; Gadiformes; Gadidae
Gene: il13ra2
Product: interleukin 13 receptor, alpha 2
Exons: 7
Coding region: 256-1101 (281 amino acids)
Molecular function (GO): protein binding
Source: RefSeq, a predicted model, not a curated record